AUGAACUCCUCUGAAGUCAGCUCCAGCAUUUCAGAAAAUACCACUUCUGUCAGCUCUGGACCUCUCCUUUGGUACCAGUAUGAGGUCUGCAAAGAUAUAACUUAUGGGUUUGUGUUCUACUAUGCAGUUAAGGUGUUGAACAUGGCAGUGGGAUUUCCAGCAAAUGUGAUGGUGAUUUGGCAAAUGACCAAGAAGAAAGCAGACUCAACCACCUCUGACAUCUUUAUUUCCAACCUGGCCCUGCUUGAUGCCUUCUUUGGCAUGGUGACCCCCAUUGAGCUCUUGAACCGUCUCCUACUGAACAACAGCCGCAUCUGGUACUUACAGCGAUUUGCUUAUGGUGUCAAGGAUGCCACCCCUCUUUUUCUGACCUGCAUUUGCCUUGACCGCUAUGUGGCUGUAGUUCACCCCAUUAUCUUCACCAGAAUCAGGGACAACAAGAUCAGGGUGGUCGUUUCCAUGGUAGUGUGGGCCCUCACUCUUGCUUACUCCCUGGUAAAGAGCUUUAUGGGUGUUGAUAGUGUGUCUGAAGUUUUCUCUGGCCUGAUUUUGACAGCUUUCAGCACCAUGGUGUUCUGCAACAUCUCUAUAAUCUGGGUUCUGAGGCGGUCAGUCAUUGGCAAGGAGGAGAUGCACCCCAUGAAGAGGAAGGCCUUCAAAAUGGUCUUGCUCAUCCUCACCAUUAUAGUGAUCCUCUACUUGCCCCCUGUGGCUCUGAUGCCUUUUGCCAAGUACUAUAGCUUGAGAGAUUUCAGAUGCCUGAUUAGCCUGAUAGUCUUUUCCAUCAUGGACCUAAGCUGCAGCAUUGAGCCUCUGCUGUACAUAGCCAAGACUGAAAAGCUGUCCUUCUGCACCUGCUGCCAAAAACCAAAUAGGACAUGA
Scleropages formosus (Asian bonytongue) is the source of this 882-nucleotide messenger RNA. RefSeq names its product P2Y purinoceptor 1. Lineage: Eukaryota; Metazoa; Chordata; Actinopteri; Osteoglossiformes; Osteoglossidae. The record is from RefSeq and is a predicted model, not a curated record. Gene Ontology annotation, molecular function: G protein-coupled receptor activity. Gene Ontology annotation, biological process: positive regulation of Rho protein signal transduction; phospholipase C-activating G protein-coupled receptor signaling pathway. Gene Ontology annotation, cellular component: plasma membrane. The transcript has a single exon. The coding region runs from base 1 to 882 and encodes 293 amino acids.